AUGGAAUCAAGCGACUCCGGCAAGUGGAAAGAAGCGUGUGACUCGGAGUUCGAUUCGCUUCAGAGAAACGACACGUGGGAAAUCGUGCCUCUUCCGAAAGGUCGCAAGGCCAUCGGGUGCCGAUGGGUUUUUCGUGUAAAGGAGAAUCAAGAUGGCGAAGUUAAACGUUUCAAGGCAAGACUUGUGGCCAAAGGAUUCUCACAGAAAUUCGGAGUUGACUAUGAAGAAACUUUCGCACCGGUGGCCAAGUUCACAUCGAUUCGUGUGGUGCUCAGUAUGGCGGCUAAGUACGGCCUAAUGCUAUAUCAGAUGGACGUCAAGACAGCGUUUCUUAACGGCUCCCUCAACGAAGACAUCUACAUGGACCAGCCGGACGGAUACCUGGAUGCAACACAGCCGGACUAUGUGUGCAAGCUAAAGAGAUCACUCUACGGCUUGAAGCAAUCGCCUCGCAUGUGGAACCAAACAAUCGAUGGGUUCAUGAUCAAGAUGGGAUUCAAGAAGUGCGAAUCGGACCACUGCAUCUACAUCAAGCGAGACGACCAAGACAUGAUUCUCGUGGUGCUCUACGUCGAUGAUCUCAUCCUGGCCAGCAGCAACAACGAACUCCUCAAGUCAACCAAGAUGGCGCUGAGCAAACGCUUCGAAAUGACGGAUCUCGGUGAGCUCGAUUACUUUCUCGGCAUGGAGAUCAAGAACGACCGUAAGACGGGAAUGGUGACUGUACAACAAACCAAGUUUCUCAAGUCCGUGUUAACCAAGUUCGGAAUGGAUAACAGCAAGCCAGUGAAGACGCCUCAAGAUCCCGGCCUGAAGCUAACCAAGAACAUGUGUGAACAAGAAUGCAAGCACGAAGACACCAUGUGCAACGUGCCAUAUCGAAGUGCUGUCGGAGGCAUCAUGUAUCUCAUGGUCGCCACACGUCCGGAUCUAGCUGCUGCAGUGGGAUCAUUAUCCCAGUUCUCGUCCGACCCAUGCCCGACUCACUGGCAAGCUUUGAAGCGUGUGCUGAGAUACCUGCAAGCAACGCCCAAUCAUGGUCUUGAGUUUACACGUGAAGAAGGAAGCCGUAUCUGCGGUACACCGACGCAGACUGGGCCGGCGACAUUGAGUCAAGACGAAGUACAAGCGGCUAUGUGUUCAUGA
Molecule: messenger RNA, 1146 nt
Organism: Peronospora matthiolae
Lineage: Eukaryota; Oomycota; Peronosporomycetes; Peronosporales; Peronosporaceae
Source: the annotation of a GenBank genome assembly